AUGAAAUCCUCGUCACCUUCGGUGAUUAUCGUCGGCGCCGGGGCCGGGGGGAUCGCGACAGCCGCUCGUCUCGCCAAACGAGGAUAUCAGGUCACGGUGGUGGAGAAGAACGAGGUCGUGGGGGGGAGAUGCUCGCUGAUGGAGCAGGAUGGCUACCGCUUCGAUCGCGGCCCCUCCCUCCUGCUGAUGCCGGAAUACUUCGAAGAAGUCUUCUCCGACCUCGACACGACGCUCACGGCGGAGGGCGUCGAGCUCGUCAAAUGCGAGCCCAACUACCGCAUCUACUUCCCCGACGCGGUGACCCUCGACAUGUCCACCGACAUGGCCGCCAUGCAGCCCCUGAUUGAAUCCCACGAAGGCCGGUCGGGCUGGGAGCGGUUCCUACAGUUUCUGGUGGAGUCUGGCCGACAUUACCAACUCUCGCGCGACCACGUCCUGUACCGCAAUUUCCCGCACGCGUGGAGCAUCCUGCGUCCCGGGAUGGUGCGCAAUAUCUUGCGGUUGCAUCCGUUUGCGAGUGUCUACUCGCGCGCCGCUCGGUACGUGCAGUCGACGCGGCUGCGGCAGGCGCUCACCUUCGCCAGCAUGUAUCUGGGGAUGAACCCCUUCGAGGCACCGGGGACCUACUCGCUGCUGCAGUAUACCGAGUUGGUGCAUGGGAUUUGGUAUCCCCGGGGGGGGUUUCGACGGGUGCUCGACGCCCUCUGCAACGUCUCCCAACGCCACGGGGCCACCUAUCGCCUCUCAACCCCCGUCGACCACAUCACGCUCUCCCCUGACGGCCGCCGCGCGACGGGCGUCCAGCUCGCGAGCGGCGAAUCCCUCUGCGCCGACCUCGUCAUCGUCAACGCCGACCUCGUCUACGCCUACAACCACCUCCUCCCGCCCACGCCGUACGCGACCUCGCUCACCCGGCGAGAGACCUCCUGCAGCAGCAUCAGCUUCUUCUGGUCCUUCGACACGACCCUGCCCGGGCUGCACAGCCACAACGUCUUCCUCGCCGCGGAAUACAAGGAAAGCUUCGACGCGAUCUUCCAACGCCACCACAUCCCGGAGGAGCCGAGCUUCUACGUCCACCUCCCCAGCCGGGUGGAUCCCAGCGCCGCCCCCGCCGGUAAGGACGCGGUGGUGGUGCUCGUCCCGGUCGGGAAUCUUGGGGGGGAGAAUGCUGCUCGUAAGUCCCAGGAGGAGUACUGGAAUGCGAUGGUCGACACCGUCCGGGCGGUGGUGCUCGCCACGAUCGAGCAGCGGACGGGGGUGACGGGCCUCCGGGCGCAUUUGGUGGCCGAGCAGUGCGAGACCCCGCUGAGUUGGCAGCAGAAGUACAAUCUCGAUCGCGGGGCGAUACUGGGGCUCUCGCAUUCGUUCUUUAAUGUUUUGGGAUUCCGACCCAAGGUCCGACAUCCGGGGAUUCGCGGCUUGUUCUUCGUGGGGGCGAGUACGCAUCCCGGGACGGGGGUGCCGGUCUGUUUGGCGGGGAGUCGGAUUGUGUGUCAGGAGGUGAUGAGGGAUGGGAGGAGAGAUGGGAGGCACUGGGGGGUGAGUUGGUGGGGGGCGAUGGGGUUGGUGGUUAUGUUGAUGCUGGUGGGAUGCGUCUGGCCGGUGGAUAUACGGUGGUUUUAG
Messenger RNA from Aspergillus saccharolyticus JOP 1030-1, 1623 nucleotides. RefSeq names its product phytoene desaturase family protein. The record is from RefSeq and is a predicted model, not a curated record. Bases 1 to 1623 code for a protein of 540 amino acids. Lineage: Eukaryota; Fungi; Ascomycota; Eurotiomycetes; Eurotiales; Aspergillaceae. Gene Ontology annotation, biological process: carotenoid biosynthetic process. The transcript is spliced from 4 exons. Gene Ontology annotation, molecular function: oxidoreductase activity.